Messenger RNA from Spirodela intermedia, 2192 nucleotides. The record is from the annotation of a GenBank genome assembly. Lineage: Eukaryota; Viridiplantae; Streptophyta; Magnoliopsida; Alismatales; Araceae.
AUGGCCAAGAUCAGCUGCUUCUCUGCGCUGCUGGUCAGGAAGAAGAAGAAGAAGACGGCCAAGGUAAUGCAGGAUCGACUACUUUCCCCUCUCUUCCCUUUGUAAGGGGUCAUUGUGGCAGCGCAUAUUUCCUGCAGAUUAACCCGGUUUCUUCUCCCUUAGGAUGCUCCAAAGGUGGUGGAAAAUGCCAAGAAUGGAAUCCUGCAGCUGAGGUUGGAGAGCCUGGUCCACCCUUCUGAUGAUAUCAGAGCAAAGGAGGCGGCCCAUGAUUCCAAAAUUCUUGGAGAUGAUCAAUUGGAUGGCAUGGAGGGGGCAUAUGAAGGUGGCGAUGAGCAUGACGAUGCCUCAUCGAUGAGGAGAGAUUUCUCCGACUUUGAUCUCCAGGCAAAGACUGCAGCAGGGCAGGGAGAGGACGCGGGAGCAAAUGGAGGCUGCCUGGAUGAGAAGCCCGAGGGAGAGGGAGGGGUUGCUGCCGAUGCGGUGAUCCUGAGUGGGCACAUCAGCGACCCGGGUGUCGGGCAAAAAUCAGAUCUUUGUGGGUCGCCAAGGCUGAAGCGGUCGUGCUCCAACAUAGAGACCCGGGCGGCUGCCGCCUGCCUGCCGCUGCUCUCCCCGUCGAAGUCCCUCUCGUACAAAGACCUCCAAGCUCUGUUGGGAAAUGGGGUUGGAAGUGUCUCUCAUGAAUUCAAUGGCAGCCCCUUGUCGGUGAUCACUUCCUGCAGUGCUGACCGAGUGAUUCUGAAGAAGAAGUCGUCGAGCCAGGUGCUGCCGUCCAGGAGCCGGAAGCUGUGGUGGCGGCUGUUCUUGUGGAGCCAUCGGAACCUCCACAGCUCCUGGAAUUCUUCCGCCCAGAAAAGAAUUCCAACCCCUUAUGAUGGUUUUAACAGCCGGAAAGGUGGCUACUCUUCGGACACGCUCGAGCCAGGCCAUGGCAACGAGGGUCAGGAAGCUGCGGCCGGGUGUGGCCGGAGCCAGUGGGUUGCUUUCUCCAUGGAGUCCUCCUCCUCCUCCUCCCCUCUUGAUAGGGUCAACGCUUGGGUCAACAGCCUUGAGGACAAUCCAUGUUCUUCGGUUGACUUUUAUGCAGCAGAGACUCCUGCCUUCCCCGACUCUCCCGAUGAUGGGGAGCAGGCCAGGAAGAACAGCCAGCAGCACCAGAGUGGCCGGCGGCAGGCGGAGGAGGUCUUCAGGGCCAACCACAUCAUCCAGUCUCUGAAUCCCCUUUCGACAGUGGCCCACAUUUCCGGCAUGGGCCUGCAUGUCGUCCCCACCAUCUCCGCCUUCACCAGCCUCCGAGCCGUCAAUCUCUCGAACAACUCCAUAGGUGGAUAAUCUUUUCGAUCGCCAUUAUCAGAACAACUCCAUAGGUGGAUAAUCUCUUCUAGCCUCUCAUGCUGCGUUAAUUUUCAGCUCAUAUCAACCCAGGAGCAUUGCCGAAGAGCCUCCACGCCCUUGACUUGUCGAGGAACAGGAUCACGACGAUCGAGGGCCUUAGGGACCUCACCCGUCUCCGGGUUCUCAAUCUCAGCUACAACAAGAUCUCCCGGAUCGGCCAUGGUGAGAGAACGAUCACCCUCAUCGACAGACUCUCUUUCUCUCUCUCUCUCUCUCUCCUCUCUCUCGUCUGUGAAUGGAGAUGAAUGGAUUUUAAGUCUGUUCUUCCCAUAUUUAAACAUCCCAUCGCGUCAGGGUUGUCCAACUGCACCCUCAUCAAGGAGCUGUACCUGGCCGGGAACAAGAUCAGCAACGUGGAGGGCCUCCACAGGCUUCUGAAACUCGCGGUGCUGGACCUGAGCUUCAACAAGGUGACCACAGCCAAGGCAUUGGGCCAGCUCGUCGCCAACUACAACACCCUCCUGGUCCUGAACCUGCUGGGGAACCCGGUCCAGAGCAACAUCGGAGACGACCAGCUCCGCAAGGUGGUCGCAGGGCUCCUCCCGCAGUUGGCUUACCUGAACAAGCAGCCCAUCAAACCACAGAGGGCCAGGGAGGGCGCCGCCGAUACCAUAGCCAAAGCCGCCCUCGGCAACAACACCGCGUUGAGAAGACCCACGCGGCGGGCCAGCCAGGGCGGCGCUGCUGCUACCUCUUCGGCCAGCAGGGGCCGUCCGGUUGGCGGCGCCGCCGUCGGGCACAGAACUAGGCGGCACGGGGGGAAGCCCAAGCUGCCAACCUCUGCAGGGCGAAGGUAG